AUGAUCGUUUUUUGCUUGAAAGAGGGAGAAACUGAUAAAACCAGAAUAGAGAAAAUAGUUAAACACUUGAUAGGUGGGGCAUUUUCACCGCCGUGUUCAUCAACCGAGUACAACACCACUGGCAGUGGGUUAGCUUCGAUCGGCGCUGUACAACAACAAACAACAGAUGCAACUGUUUGCAGAGCUCAGUGCACACUGGAUGCUACUUGUGUGUCCUAUCAAAUAGAAACCUCAGGAACGUCAAUCAUCUGCUGGUUCCAGAGAAGCUCAGCAAACCUUCAAAAUAGAUACAGCAGACCAAACGUCAUCGAAUACAUUAAAUAUUGCGCCAACCCAACCACCUCUGUUUCAACAACCGUCCAUCCUCUCGAGGUCAGUAAAUGGGUAGACGACGUAAGUUGUCGCUUGUUGGCCGGCGAGAGAGAUGGCUCAGUGGUUCAAAUGCGAGCGGAGUCUAACAUCUCACUGGCUAUCAUAUACGCUGAGUAUAUGAUGCGGUGCUUGCGCGUGCACAUAAAUACAUGUGUACGUCGUUUGAAAAGGAUAAACAGCCUUUUUGGCUAUGAUGGCUGCUUCAAAUCAAUGAAUGAAGAACAUAAAGAUAUCAAUUGA
Molecule: messenger RNA, 612 nt
Organism: Helobdella robusta
Lineage: Eukaryota; Metazoa; Annelida; Clitellata; Rhynchobdellida; Glossiphoniidae
Exons: 3
Coding region: 1-612 (203 amino acids)
Source: RefSeq, a predicted model, not a curated record